Messenger RNA from Ostrinia nubilalis (European corn borer), 2566 nucleotides. Its product is annotated as alpha-(1,3)-fucosyltransferase C-like. NCBI's taxonomy places the organism in Eukaryota, Metazoa, Arthropoda, Insecta, Lepidoptera, Crambidae. The transcript has 3 exons. Gene Ontology annotation, cellular component: membrane. Bases 403 to 1650 code for a protein of 415 amino acids. The record is from RefSeq and is a predicted model, not a curated record. Gene Ontology annotation, molecular function: fucosyltransferase activity.
UCGGUGACGCGGUUUCAUUCCGUGAACUAAUGAAUGUGCCAUUUAAACCCCCGAUAUCAUGUCAGUGAUAAUGGAGAUUAUGCAAAAACAAAUGUGACAGGUAGGCACGCUUGCGAAGCCAAGAUUUUGCGUUAGUUUUCACUUUCGACAAUAGUCUGCGCCAAUCAGAGUCUACGUCGGAUUACACACACGUGACGUAGACCUGAUCUUAAUCUGCAUACCUUGCAAACACAAACAGUCUCCAAUAACAGAGCAUGCAACAUAAACAAGCACACACUUUACCAUUACCCGGACCCAAAUUAUCAAGCCCACAGAUGUUUUUAUCGCUUACAGUUAGAUUUUAUCUUAUCAAUGAAAUAGAGUGCAUGGUAUCAGUUACGGCGCGGUGUCGAAGCUAGCAUCAUGUACCCGGGCCCGCGCCACCGCGGCGGCGUGCGGCUGUACUUCGCCGUCGUGCUCAUCGUGGCCACCGUCGGCUUCAUGUACGCCGUCCUCCCUACCAGGGUCACGUACGAUUACACCAAGCAGAUGGACAACAUAUUAUUCCAGUUCAACGUCACACCACAUCAACCAAUGAAGUUCAUUCUGCAGUGGGCACCGAGAUAUUCUCCAUUCGACGUGAUGCGAGAAGGCCAAGAAGCGUUUUUCAAGCUCGACUGCGAAUACAAAAACUGCUUCGUGACAGACAACAAAUCGUUUUUUGAUGACAUCAAAAAUUUCGACGCCAUCGCUUUCAGUGGCAACCACUUGCCGAAUGCGAAUGACCUGCCUGCGCAGAGGUCUGCCAGUCAGAAGUACAUCUUCGGAGCGACGGAGUCGGCGCACAACUACCGGGUGUGCGACCCAGUGUUCGAUGGGUUCUUCAACUGGACGUGGACUUACAGACUGGACUCGGACGUCCGGUGGGGAUACAUAACAAUUUACGACUUGAACGGCAAGAAAGUAGGCCCCAAAAGGGAUAUGACGUGGCCAGAACUGGCACCAGUGAGUGAUGAGUUUAAAAAGAAGUUGGACAGUAAAAGUAAAGUGGUGGCGUGGUUUGUGUCUCAUUGCAACACGUUGAGCAAGAGAGAGAGUUUUGUGAGGCAGUUGCAGCGUGAAGCAAAGACUAAGUACGGUUGGACGGUGGACGUGUACGGUUCGUGCGGGACGCUGAAGUGUCCGAGACAAAGCAGUUCGCAUUGCUUCGACAUCCUCCAGAGGGAUUACUACUUCUACCUGUCGUUCGAGAACUCUUUCGCGGAGGACUACGUGACGGAGAAGCUGCUGAACGCAAUAAACAACGACGCUGUGCCGGUGGUAUAUGGAGGCGCUAACUAUUCAAGGUUCCUCCCGCCCGGCAGUUACCUGGACGCGCGGGAGCUGGGGCCUGCGAAGCUAGCGGAGACCAUGGACGCCAUCUACAGGAACAAGACGCGGUACUACGAGUUCUUUAGAUGGCAAAACCACUUCAGGUACAAAGAGACCUUCGAACCGGAUGUGUGCAACCUAUGCGCUGCACUGAACGACGCAGGCGCAGUGAGCCGGCGCACCGAGUACCAGCACUUCCGGCGCUGGUGGAACGACGAGCAGUGGAACGGGCAGGACUGUGGGCAGGACACUGACAACUCACUGCGCCGCGGCUCACUGUGGUCAAUUUUCAAACUUUAGCGGUAGAAAAUUCAACUUUAUCAAUGUGAAGUGGUAAUCCGAAAAAUAAACGAUAUUUCUAUUUUAGGGUUAGUUGUUUACAUUAUAAAGAAAUAUCAUCAGUGUACUCUUAUCGGUUUCUAAGAUUCAUUAAUUUAAAGUUAAAUAAUUAUAAUCUGUGUGUUGUAGUAUUUCUAUUUUAACAUAGACGGAUUUGUGCGAGUUUUCUUUUGUUAUUUGCUAAAUACUUACCUAUCCAAUAGUGAGUUGAGUUAGUAAAAAAAUUAGUUAGUGAUAACUGUGACAAGCACAUAGAUUAUUGUAUGAUCUGGAAGACUACUUACAUUAACUGUUCAUAUUUUCAGUUAUUUAUUUCUUUUACGUCUAAGUAAAAUAGGAUAAAAUAAAAAAUAUUGUACAGGGUUCGGUGCUAUUUUCCUGUAGUUUUAGUUUUAUAAUACCAUUGUACUUGUAAAUAACUCUUGUAGUGGCAGAGCAAACAAAAAAAUGAGUUAAAACUAGGCUUUCUAAAGUGUACUUACCUACCUACUUAUGUAGCAGUUUUACCGUGGCAUAGCCACUAUUAGACAUAAUAAUGACAAUUACUGUAAAAUAUUACGCUUUACGAAGUGGCUCAUGUAUGUACUUACCUACUUAAUCUAUUGAUUUUUCUAUUGUGGGUAGGUGCGAAUAAGGUGGGAAUGACACAUUCUUUUAUCAGUGAAUACCUUCCUAAAGAUAAUGUUUUAUUGAUUGUUAGAUUAUAAUAACUAUUGUUAUUUUAUAGAUAAAGCAAGUAUUCUGUCGUGUUCGUUUGUAUCAUGUCAUAGUCAUUUGUUAACAUGGCCAUUUUAGUUUUAAGGUAAACCACGCCAAUGUCCUAUGAAUAAAAAUCGUUUUCUACAUUUUUUUUUAAAUAAAAUGACUUAAAAAAUCA